Molecule: messenger RNA, 5739 nt
Organism: Lagopus muta (rock ptarmigan)
Lineage: Eukaryota; Metazoa; Chordata; Aves; Galliformes; Phasianidae
Gene: CA5A
Product: carbonic anhydrase 5A
Exons: 7
Coding region: 334-1251 (305 amino acids)
Cellular component (GO): mitochondrion; cytoplasm
Molecular function (GO): carbonate dehydratase activity; zinc ion binding
Source: RefSeq, a predicted model, not a curated record
AACCCUUACAAUUCUGUGAUUCUGUGAAGUGAUGACUGGAGAUUCAUGAUCCUUGAGGUCCCUUCCGAUCCUUGCCGUUCCGUGAUCGUGUGUGAUACUGCGAUGAGACGCUGUGGGUGCAACGUUGUAAAGCGGAGCUGACCCCAGCAGGGUACGUGAGGUGACAGCAAGCGUGAAUCAGCCUGACUGCGUGAAACGGACAAGAAAUGCUUGUAGGGAGACGUCCCUUAAAGCAGGAAGGCGGCUGGGAGAGCAGCGCCGCCCUCAGCUCUCCCGCCCCUCGGGGCGCCAUGGCGGCGGGCGGGGCCGUGCGGUGAGCGGCGGAGCUGCGCGAUGCUCCCGCUGCUGCUCCUACGCCGGGCCGCGGCCGCUGCCUCGUGGCGGGGAAAGCGGCAUUGCAGCCUGGGCACCUGCUGCUCGUAUCGCCUGCGGAACGCCCUGCAUCCGCUUUGGCAGAGCCCACUUACAAUUCCCGGGGGCAGUCGCCAGUCUCCUAUCAACAUCCAGUGGAGAGACAGCGUCUACGACCCCGUCCUGAAGCCUCUGAAGAUCAGCUAUGACCCAACAACGUGUCUUCACAUCUGGAACAACGGGUAUUCGUUCCUGGUGGAGUUUGAUGAUUCUGCUGAUAAAUCGAUCAUUGUUGGAGGUCCUUUGGAAAACCAGUAUAGAUUGAAGCAGUUCCACUUCCACUGGGGAGCCAUCAACGAAUGGGGGUCAGAACACACAGUUGACAGUAAAUUCUACCCAGCAGAGCUGCAUUUAGUACAUUGGAAUGCUGUGGUGUACCCAACUUUUGAAGAAGCUGUGAUGGAAGGCGAUGGCUUGGCUGUAAUUGGAGUCUUUUUAAAGCUAGGAGCACAUCACAAAGGGCUGCAGAUGUUGGUGGAUGCCUUGCCAGCAAUUAAACACAAGGACACUGUUAUUGAGUUCGAUGUCUUCGACCCCUCCUGCCUGUUACCUCCAUGCCCUGAUUACUGGACGUAUGCAGGCUCUUUGACCACUCCCCCACUUACUGAAUCAGUCACAUGGAUUAUUAAGAAGCAGCCAAUAGAGGUUGAUGAGAAUCAGCUGGAGGCGUUUCGGAUGCUGCUCUUUACUUCAGAUGGUGAAGAAGAGAAGAGGAUGGUGGACAACUUUCGCCCCCUUCAGCCAUUAAUGAACAGAACUGUCCGCUCGUCCUUCCAGAGCAGGCAUCUCUUAGAUAUGGAAGCAAAAUACUUGGACCACGCUCAGCAGAUCAGGCCAUAGAUGGCCCAUGGAAUGUCAGUCCAGACUGUAGUAACUGGGUUUACCUUACUCUGUAAUGAUUCCUCCUUUUUUGCAGGAUGUUUAUGCCAUGCAGUUUCACAGACAGCUAAUUUCGGUUCUGAGAGUCAGUUGAGCUUCAGUAGAGAGGCUGUGUGUAUUUUAAUUUGUUUUUAAUACAAACUCUUAACAAAUUGCUCACUUAAAAGCAGGGAUCAGUGAGGAAUUCUUUUGAAAGUUAAAGGCAAAGUAAUGCAGGAGAUCUUUUCUCUUUCUGCCUUCUGAAUUGUUCUGUGCCUCUGCAUAACUCCUCCAGUGAUUUGCUUAAAUUAAUAAUUGCAACAUGUUAACAAGCAGGAGGUGUGAAGAAGUGAAGUCUGUUAAGGUCCUUUGUGGAACUUUUGGAGGUAUGAGGCUAGAACUGUCUUCUGCAGUCACACAUGUAAAGGUAUUUUAACUUUGUCCUGUUUUAAAACAACAACAAAUGGUGCAUAGGAUGAUGAGGAAAAAAAAAAAAGCAUUGGCUGAGUGACCCAUGUUUAUAAUGGAUGUAAUGUAAGUCUGCCUUAUCUGUACUGCAAACAAGAAGACUUUGCAAAACCUUACAGGAAAUGUCCACAAAUCCCAUUCUACAAAUUCUGGCUUUGGUACUCAUGGAAUGGUAGAUGAGUGUGGACAAAACACAGCAGUCAGAUGCUUGAUUUUUAUUUCUUUUCAGCAGUUUGUAGAGCACCAGUGCAAUCUUCCCUAUGUUUUGUCUGAAGCUGAACUUCUGUUCUUGGGAGUUACCCACCCUCAUGGUUACUGGGACCAUGUUGUUCUAUAUAGCACCUUAUGGUAACACAGACCAGUGGUGGUUGGAACUCAGUUGAGGAGCAGACCAAAUUGUUUUAAGUAACCAGCUGUGGAGCUGUAUACUGAAGUGAUGGUCCAAUUGCCACAAACAGUGCCUACCUCUGAAGUAUGCUACUAGCCAUAACUUUCUCUAGUGCACCUUUCUGAAUGACUUUUUAUGCUUUGCUGUGCUUAGCAGUGUGCUUGUGCACGAACUCACCUGUAGAACCUGUGAUCUCGUUUGUUCUGAGAGCAGUUCUGGUUGUGUGCUCAUGAGACAAUCUUCAUGGAGUCAUAGAAUGGCUUGGGUUAGAAGGGACCUCAAGGAUCAUGAAGCUCUGACCCCCCUGCUGCUUGCAGGGCUGCCAACCUCCAUAUCUAACACUAGACCAGGCUGCCCAAUCUUGAUUGAUUGUAUUUCAUGUAUAUUUUUAGAGGAUGCAUUUCUUGAUCCUCUCCUGCCAUUAAGCAGUCAGCAGUUGCUGGUGUCAUUCAGGACUCAUGAUGCCAGGAGACCAGCUUGUCAGUGACGUAUUCACAUCUUUGGAAUCAAUGCUUUCCCACUCCAAGUGUUCACUUUAGAAGCACUUUAACACUUUUCAUCAUGACUCUAAUGAUUUCAAAGCUUUUGAAUAUCUUUCCUUAACCAAUUAAAUCCGUGCCUUUGCUUCCUCAAUAUCUCUACCUCACACUUCUGUUACAUUUCAGCAGCUGUGCCUUUCUCCUCUCACGUGGCUGCUUAAUAUUAGGGUGACUACUCAGUAGAUCUAAGAAAAUCUCCACUGGCUUCUGCUCCCUGUGUGUUGCAUGUACAUCUUUAUAGUAUGUUCCAAGUGGCAGUAUGUAUCUUCAGUUUCAUUCUCUCCCAAGCCCUUACAGCUCAGUUCAGUUAUACCGUGUUUCUACUCUGCUGAGCCACUUCAGUAAUGGCGUUGCCAGAGAAUGGCAGGUUCUGAAAAUCAUUUUGAAAGGGGCAUCUGCAAGUCUGGCAAUAGGAAGAGAUUCCUUUUACUUUGUACCUGAGUGCACUCAAUCUUCAUUGCUGAACUUGCCUUUGUUAUUAGCAAUUAGGAAAGCCCUGUAAUACAGUCAUCGUAAUGCUGUCUUUGCUUUCAACAAUGCAGGUGACUCAGUGGAACUAAGCUGGAUAGAGGCAGCCUGCAUCAACCAAAGUAUUUAAAACUGCUGCCUUAUAAAUGUGGAAAUGGAUGUGGCAAGAAAAACUGGAAUAAGCUCUGAGAUCAGGGAGAAGCCAACUGUUUGCUUUACUGAUGGAGUAAAGUGUUAGGAUAACAGAGGGAACAACUUGGCUUAAUUUGGGUCAGUUUGAAUUACCAGCUGAGAAGAGCAAUGGGAAAUCAACCUGCUUACCAGCAGCUUAAUGUAGUAUCUCUGAAUUGUUAUAUAAGUUACUCUGGUUAGGAAAUGUCAUCUUGUGGUUGUUAAAGUUCUUCAAAGCAACCACACUCUUGCUGUCGUAAGUGAUUGGGUCUUUAGAAAAGCUUUAUGCGAUUGCUCAGAGUGUUUUAGUUGCCUGCUUGCCCUCAGGUUUUGUGCACCUCUGAUCCACCAAGCUUAUUUCACCAACUAAUGCCUCUUUCCUGGCAUGUGCAAGUACAAGAUAUGCAUUUUGUUCUUAGGGGGUUACUGUGGUGUUCGUGUUUUAUCUUCUACAUGGAGUAGCACCUAAAUAUCCUGAUGUAAAAUCUAUUUCAGUUUCAGUGCUGGGUUUCAUAUAUGUAUGUAUGUAUAAGGAUAUACAUGUGUGUGUAAACAGGGUCAGAAGAGGAAAAAAUGAACUGGAGUGUGCUAAAACAAGUAAGCUUUACAGGGAUUUGCUGUUACAGUUGUGCUGCUUCCAGGAUGCCUGAACGUUUCCAUGUCAGUGUCUUAGCAUCUCUGGUUCCAAUGGGCAGUAUUCCAGUUGCAAGCUCUGGUUAAAAUUAACAGGCUGGAAAUGAAAGUGGGUCUUUUUGUUUGUUUUUUUUUUAGGGUUUUUUGUUGUAUUUUGCUGGGUUCUCAGCUAAUUUAGUUCAUGUCUGUAACGACUUUGCACAACUGAGUUAAACUGUAUUUGGAAGGUGUCUGCAUAGGAAUCUUUAGGCUCUUUUGGAGGGUACAGUAGGGAAGGGUCAGAACAGACUUUUGUCCUUGAACCUGAUUGCUUCUCAGUGAGCAUCAUUCAGUGUUAAUUAACACUGUUCUGAGAGACAUUCCUGUGGCAGUCAGCACUAUGACUGAAAUGCUGUAGUGGGACUCGUGUUGAGGAUGGCUUCAUGAAGUGAGGGUGGAAGUUCUCAAGUGCAUAUGGUAAUAUAUAUUGUGCCUAUUACUGAAAUAUUGCCUUUGUGGACAACAUACAUAAUGAGAAGUGCCUUUUUACUCAUAGCAUACAGACCUUUCUUUUCAGUUUUGGUGUAAAGAAACUUCUAGUCACUGUAUUUUUUUUAGCUGUUAAACUAGUGUGCAACCAUGCAAUAAAAAAGCACAGCAACCCGUGUCUGUAUUUCAUUGUGCAGUUAAGCUCUCCAAGUUAGAAAGGAGAUUCUCCAUCAAGAAAAUAAUUCCUCCUUCAGAAUGACCCAGUUCAUUAUGAGUGGAAUAUGAUCAGAUGUCAGCCUUUGAUGCUUCAGUCUGUGAAAGGCUCUGCUGGACUGUAUUGUAAUUGGAAUGAAAGCACAAUGAACUCUGUGUUGCAGCCGUGCUGAUGGAUGUUCAGUUAGCUGCUCCAUUGGGAUAGAUGCAGCAUGCUGCCUGCAAGGAGAUUCCAGGCUUGAAGUUCCGAGCUGCCUUGUUUCAUAUUUAGUGUUAAACUCAACCUAAAAACUGUCAGCUAAGUUCCUUUCUCUGUUUUCACUGUAAUUAGUGUUGAUAAAACUGAAUAAUUUGAUGUGUGGUGCAGCUCUUGAGGAGUUUCACAUGUAGUGAUUUUGCAGUGCUUCUGCUUCAAGGUGGUAUGAAUCUUAUUGAACAAUUGCUUUUAUCAAUAACAAUUGGCUAAUAACUAAACACGAAUUCAUCUAGUUGACCCGUAGUAGCCAGGCUGAGGGCCUGGGUAUCACAUAGAUACCCAGUUGUGCUAAGCUGAGAUUAUUCCCACUUCUUUUGGUGGAACAGUAGGAGACCAUUUCUGGUUAAGGGAUUUGAGCCCUAUGAGUGGUUGCAGACCGUACUGACCGUUCUUUGGGGGCUGUCCAGAAAGGUAAGCCAUUUCAGUGGGAAGAAAGGUUGAGAAUAAUACCAGCUCCAGCUCUACUGUUGCAGUUUGAGGAUUCCAGAAGCUGCCACCCAUUCCACUUUGCCCAGCAAAGAAGCUUAGGAGGUCUUAUUGUGUUUGUGUGUGUAGAUAGACAGUAUAUAUGUAGUACAGCUGAGCUGUUUGCUGAAGAGACUUAUCUUUUGGUUUACUUGGUUCCAGUGGGCUCUCUUACUUUGAUCAAGGCAGCUGCAAGAUGUGCAUUAAUUCCAACAAAUGGCCAAUUUACUGCUGAUAUUGGUAAUUACUGUCUUGUUUGCUCUUGCUUUUCGAUGUGACAAAAUUGAAGUGUCUGAAUGUUAACGUGUGGAGAAGUGGCUGCAUAAUCAAAUUGCCUUCAGAGGUGCUGCAGAACAACUUGGGAGCCUGAAGAGUUGGUGGUCAGAGCUGAUAAUCACACG